This is a messenger RNA of Pleuronectes platessa (European plaice), 2500 nucleotides long. RefSeq names its product taxilin gamma (gene txlng). Gene Ontology annotation, biological process: regulation of cell cycle. The record is from RefSeq and is a predicted model, not a curated record. Gene Ontology annotation, molecular function: syntaxin binding. Bases 113 to 1573 code for a protein of 486 amino acids. The transcript has 11 exons. NCBI's taxonomy places the organism in Eukaryota, Metazoa, Chordata, Actinopteri, Pleuronectiformes, Pleuronectidae.
CCUUAUUUGCUAGCUUGUUAACUGUCUCCUGGUUCUAUCCAGAGUGAAAAUACAGGUAAACGCUCUGCCUGCUUCAUCAGCACAUUUCAUUCACUGAUUGUGAUCAGGACAAAUGGAGACAACAGCAGUGUGUGACAUUGAUGUGGCGACCAGGAGAAUAGCGGGAGGCAGUGAUUCUCCUAUCGACCUGGACAGCUCUUGUCAGGAAGUGGUUGCAGCGUUUGAUUUGGGCUUGUGCUGCGCUGAGGAGGAGAGAGGGGAAACUCCAGGCAGAGAGGAUAGUCCCAGUGAUCUUGGGGAGGCAGAGCUUGAUCCUGGAGGAGACCCCAAGAGUGGAGAAGACAAGGCCUUUGGGAAGGAGGUCGCUCUGUUGAUGCAGGCUCUGAAUUCUCUGGCCACUCCUGAAGAGAAACUGGCUGCUUUGUGCAAGAAAUAUGCCGACCUGCUUGAGGAGAGCCGCUGCAUGCAGAAGCGACUGAAAGCCGUGCAGAAGAAGCAGUCUCAGAUUGUGAAGGAGAAGAUCCACCUGCAAGGGGAGCAUAGCAAGGCCAUCCUGGCCCGCAGCAAGCUGGAGAGCUUGUGCAGGGAGCUGCAAAGACACAACAAAACUCUGAAGGAUGAGAAUGCUCAGCGGUCCAGGGAGUACGAGGAGCAGCGGAAGGAGGCCAUGCUACACUUCCAGAUGACCUUGAGUGACAUUGAGGUGCAGAUGGAGCAGCACAGCUCCCACAACACCAAGCUGAGGCAGGAGAACAUGGAGCUGGCAGAGAAGCUGAAAAAGCUCAUCGAGCAGUAUGAGCUCAGAGAGGAGCAUAUAGACAAGGUGUUCAAGCACAAGGAGCUGCAGCAGCAGCUGAUGGACGCCAAGCUUCAGACAAUCACAGAGAUGAUGAAAGAAGUGGAAGAGAAGCAGCAGAGAGAGAGGGACUUUCUGCUGAAAGAUGCCACUGAGUCCAGACGCAAGUGUGAGCUAAUGAAGGAGCAGGAAACACAACUCAAACAACAGCUCUCCUUGUACAUGGACAAGUUCGAGGAGUUUCAGAGUACUCUGGCUAAAAGCAAUGAGGUCUUCACCACUUUUAGACAAGAGAUGGAAAAGAUGACAAAGAAGAUCAAGAAGUUGGAGAAAGAGACAACACAGUGGAAGAACAAAUGGGAGAGUAACAACCAGGCCCUGCUGCAGAUGGCUGAGGAGAAAACUCUGCGCGAUGGCCACUUCAAGGCCCUGCAGGGGAAGCUGGAGCUGCUGGAGAGGCUGUGCAGAGCGCUGCAGAAGGAGAGGAACGACCUGAACAAUCGGCUCAGCCUCCUGCAGGAGCAGGGAGACGAAGGGACCACAGCAGCUCCUGAAGACCAGCGACAGGAGCCUUUAGCAGAGGAGCAGCAGCAGCAGCAGGAGGAGGAGGAGGAGGAAGGGGAUGGGCAGGAAAAGGAUGGGGAAGUGGGCUCAACACAGGAGACAGAGGGCAUUCACCAAGCCCCCAGACGACCUGGACUUGACUCCUCUCCGGCUGCUACUGACAAAACCACUACUGCUACAAUAAGCAGCCCUCCUACAGACACACAGGACUGAGCCAACCUACAUGUGUGUGAGUAUAGAGGAAAAGGUUUUGAUACUAGGGUUCCACAUGCCUCCAGCCUAGUUCAAGAACUAGCCAGACAAACCAUCUUCAAUGGAGAUAUAGAUUUCCUCUGUUUUUUAAGUCUACACUUGCCUCUGCAGGUUUCUACACAGAAACUGAGCCUAUAUCUUUUUGUGUAAUCGUUUAAGAAGGAUAAAGUGACUUAAUCAAAGAUUCUAUUCUAAGAGCUAGCCCACGUUUAGGUUGGUUGUAAUAAUUGGCUUUGUGGCGAGCACUUUGUACUCCAUUUUCUACCAUAAGUGUAUUUUCAUAAGAAAUUUCAAUGCAGUCUAAUUGAAGCAGUCCAUCUUUAAUUUCUUUGGUCAAAUGGUCCAUCCCUGUGGUGUCGCGUCGCAUCUCAUCAGAAGUUCUCCAGUGAUUCUGUCACAAGUGGGUCCGUCACAUGCUUUUGUUUAUAGGUUAGUGUGUUAAUGAAGCCCACAGUGAGAAUGUGAUCUGAGGAGGAAGCAGGGAUGGCUCGUUUGACAUCUUCAUUGUUGACCAUCUUUUUUUUGUUUGUGUUUAGAUAAGUUGGUCUUUUGGAACCAGAAGUAUCUUAACAAAAUUAAUCUGUGAAUCCAUAUAAAAAGGCUACCUUGACCCACCUGUUUGCUAAUAACUAGUUAGCAUGCUACCCAUCACUUUUGCUACAGAUUUUCCAAUAUUUUCUGUUUAGUAAUGAGUCUGAAAGCUAAAUUCUAAAGUGCACAAGCUGAACAAGCGUCACUAUGACCGACCCACCCUGUCAUUAUACCAGGCUAAUGUUGCUUUGCUAACUUCAUGGUGAUGACUAGAGAGCUCUGCACAUAUCUCUCAGAAGACAGUUAUUUCAUUGCACUCAGUUGUUGGUGUGUAACAAAUGAAAACAGAAGUGGAAA